ACGUGCAAAAGAUAUGAUUUUAUAAUUAUAAUAACAUAACUUAUAUAUAUUAGAUACUUUAAAUUCAAUCAUGCCAGAUUUAUUUGAAGUAAUUGUAGGAACGUAUGAGCAAUAUUUGCUCGGUUACAAAGUAAAUAAUGUCGUUAAUGAAUAUAAAAUGGAAAAGACUUUCGCAACUCAUAGUCAUACGAGUAGUAUACGUAGUGUUGCGAGUAAUAAAUAUUAUUUAGCUUCUGGUGGAGCAGAUGAUUCUGUUUAUUUAUAUGAUUUGCGUCAUAGAGUAGAAUCAGGUAGAUUAAUACAUCAUAAUGAUACCAUUAAUUGCAUUGCAUUUACACCUGAAGCAUCUCAUCUAUUUUCAUGUAGUAAUGAUGGAACUAUAGCUGCAGUCCGAUGUGGAAAUUGGCAAUUAGAAAAACAUUGGCAAAAACCACAUAAGGGUUUAGCAGUUAAUACUUUAGCUAUUCAUCCAACAGGAAAAAUAGCAUUGUCUACUGGAGCAGAUGGUAUUCUUCGUACUUGGAAUCUAGUUAAAGGAAGACAAGCAUAUGCUAUAAAUUUAGUACCAAGAUUGAAAUUAGAUGCAAAAAAUGUAAAUGUUCUUAAAUGGAGUCCUAAUGGCGAAAAAUAUUUAAUGGCUGUGAAUCAAAAAAUAGAUGUAUAUUCUAUAGAAUUAGCAGGAAUCGAUACCGAAAUUGAAUUUGAUUCAAAAAUUGUUUGUGUAGAAUUUUUACAAGAUGAUUUAAUUGCUGUUGGCUUGGAAAAUGGUCAAAUUAAAUUUUAUGAUCUUGAAAAAUCCGUACAAACUGUAGAAGCGAUUGCACAUGAUAUAAGAGUGAAAUGUAUGGCUUUCAAGAAGGAUUUAUUAGUUACAGCUUGCAGUUCUGGAGAAAUUAAACUAUGGAAAUAUAGCAAAGACAAAUUAAAUAUGAUAAAAAAAGUUAAUUGUGGUGCUCGAAUUACCUGUUUGUCUCUUGCAAUGUUAUAUGAAAAUCUUUUGUUUGAUAAUAAAUUAUCAAAAGAGGAACAAAAAAUACAAAAAAAAGAGAAAUUUUCACUUCGGCAGAAAGUUAUUAUUGAGAACGAAAGUGAUUUGGAUGAAACAAUUACAAAUAAUACUUCUCAAUUACUGAAAAAAAAAUUAAAAAAGAAAAGAAGUAUAGAAGAGGUACAAAAUCCAAAUAUUCCAAAUAGAAAGAAGAACAAAUCGAUUGUAAAGAAGAAAAAGGCAGAAAAUGAUGUAAUAUUUGAGUUUACACCAAAAAAAAAAAGUAAAUUGUCGAACAAUAAUGAUGAUUGCAAUUAUAUUGAUGAUAAAAAUAAAAAGAAAGAAACUUUUUCAAAUAAGAAAAAAAAGAAACGCUUUAUAUCUUUAGAAGAAAAUAAUAAUAUACCUUCUAAAAAAACAAAUUGUGAAUUGACUGAAAAAAUUUUGAAACGGGAUAAUAUAACAUUCAAUCAAUCAAAAAUAAAAUCGAUAAAAUCGAAAGAAAAUGAUGAAGUUUCUGUGAAAAAAAGAAAAAAGGAAAUAAUUGUAAAAGAUAAUGGAACGAUUCUAAAGAAAAGAAAAAAAAAACAAUGA
This is a messenger RNA of Apis laboriosa (Himalayan honeybee), 1582 nucleotides long. Its product is annotated as p21-activated protein kinase-interacting protein 1-like. Lineage: Eukaryota; Metazoa; Arthropoda; Insecta; Hymenoptera; Apidae. The transcript is spliced from 4 exons. The record is from RefSeq and is a predicted model, not a curated record. Bases 71 to 1582 code for a protein of 503 amino acids. Gene Ontology annotation, molecular function: protein binding.